ACAUCGUUUACAAACGUGCGAGCGCAUCGCCAAAGAAAGCGGCAUUAGUAAACAAAACCUCAUCGCGGACGGAAGCAUUCUCGAGUGCCGGAAGUGGUGAACAAAAUUCAACAGAACGGAUUCGAUGUGAUAGGAAUAAGUGAACGGUGAAUGUACAACAAGGAUACGAGACUUUCCACAGACGCGUAGUGAAACGAUUUUCCGGAAAUCAUGCCUACCUGGAACCAAAUGCAAUCGCAGCUCAGGCACCCGAACAAUCCAGUGGUGUUUAUGGACAUUACCGUCGGAACUUCGGAAAUCGGCCGAAUGGUAUUCGAGUUGUUUGCGGACGUCGUUCCGAAGACUUGCGAGAAUUUUCGCCAGUUCUGCACCGGCGAGUACAAAAAGGACGGUGUCCCGAUCGGGUACAAAGGUUCCAGCUUCCAUCGGGUGAUUAAGGACUUCAUGAUCCAGGGUGGUGAUUUUGUGAAUGGAGACGGAACAGGGGUGAUGAGCAUUUACGGUAACAGUACAUUCCCGGACGAAGGAUUCCUGCUGAAGCAUGAAGCACCCGGUUUGCUGUCGAUGGCCAAUAGCGGGAAGGACACCAACGGGUGUCAGUUCUUCAUCACCUGUGCAAAGUGCAACUUUUUGGACUAUAAGCACGUCGUGUUCGGAAGGGUACUGGAUGGGCUGCUGAUCAUGCGAAAAAUAGAAAAUGUCCCCACCGGACCCAACAAUAAGCCCAAACUACCGGUAGUGAUUUCGCAGUGCGGGCAGAUGUAGACCCCUGCUGGUAGAGCUUCUCCAAUUUAUCACGUAAGGACACUUGAUUGCAAGAAUCGGACGCCCAGUUUCGAGAACCAAGACGGUAUCAAUCAUCGUCUUGGAAGCAGACAUGGGACACGACAGGCAAACAAUAUACACCAUCCAUCGAACGGAACGGCAAA
This is a messenger RNA of Aedes aegypti (yellow fever mosquito), 929 nucleotides long. Its product is annotated as peptidyl-prolyl cis-trans isomerase H. The coding region runs from base 211 to 765 and encodes 184 amino acids. Lineage: Eukaryota; Metazoa; Arthropoda; Insecta; Diptera; Culicidae. Gene Ontology annotation, molecular function: peptidyl-prolyl cis-trans isomerase activity. Gene Ontology annotation, biological process: protein peptidyl-prolyl isomerization; protein folding. The record is from RefSeq and is a predicted model, not a curated record. Gene Ontology annotation, cellular component: intracellular membrane-bounded organelle. The transcript is spliced from 3 exons.